AGACAUCUUAUAUUUGCGAAAUCUUUGACACUUGAUGACAUUGAGGGUGUAUUUAAGGAGAGUAACAUUUUUACUAACAUUUUUACUAUGGCUUUAGAAAACACAGAAGAUGUAUUGAAAUUCUUUUAUAUGCUGAAGAGGUAG
This is a messenger RNA of Scutellospora calospora, 144 nucleotides long. NCBI's taxonomy places the organism in Eukaryota, Fungi, Glomeromycota, Glomeromycetes, Diversisporales, Gigasporaceae. The record is from the annotation of a GenBank genome assembly.